AAAGGCUCGUCUACAAUGGCCGUAGCAGUAAGGUUGUAAGACUCGUCUACAAUGGCCGUAGCAGUAGAGCUGUAAGACCAUAAAACGCAGCUGUAAGAAUCUAUUAAAUAUAAAUUAGGUUGUAAGCAUCUAAGUAAGGUCGUAUGGCGAAAUGAAAAUUUUUCAUUUCUUGCGUUCUACGUUCUACGUCGGACCAAUCAACAAAGCAGUAUGCUAGUUGGAAACGUCCCAUUCGCUCUCGUUGCGGUUUCUCUCAGCCAAUUAAAUUCAUUUGAUGGAUAUUGGCGGGAAAUAUUCAACGCGGCCAGCGAUAUGUGUGCUCAGCGCCACGUCUGAGACCGAGAGCAACUUGAGAGCCGGGCGGUGGGGAGGAAACGUGUACGAACACGUAUGAAGAGAAAGCACGUUGCACGUAUUCAGAUUCGAGUUGUUCAGAGUGGUUCGGAGCUCACACGUAUGUACGUAUAUGUACGUGUAUGGUGUCUCUUUGUGUGCUUAUUCCCACCGCCCGGCUCUGGAGUAGCUCUCGGUCCCCGAUCUGGCGAUAUUGUGUGUGUGUGUUGCUGCGAUCUUCCUAAAUUUAUAAUGUCGGGAGAAGAAUUUGACGAUGAUGAAUUUGAAGAUGAGCUAGAGCUGGAUGAUAAAGAGCUCAUUAUGUGUGUCAGAGCCAACCCUUAUCUGUAUAACAAGUCAGACAAAAGGUAUAGCGAUAAUGAGUUGAAAAAUCUGGCUUGGGAUCAAAUUGGCAACAGUUUGACCAAGAAAAAAACAGGUGCUGAGGCUGAGCACAGAUUCUUCCAAUUGUGGCAGCGAUUUUGGCGAGAGAGAAGGAAGGUAAUUCAGUCGGAACCUCGAUCAGGUGCUGGAGCUAGCCAACCAACAUACACACCUCAAUGGAACCUCUAUAAGGAAUUGAUGUUUCUGACAGAUGUAAUAAAACAUCGAAAAACUACCUCACACUAUAGGAAGAAACAGUCAACCUCUCAAAAAACACAAGUUAACUUGCCUACAACAAAUAUUAUUCUGCCUUUAACUGGCUCCAGUGGCUCCACAUCAAAUUCAUCUUCCAUAUCGAACUUGUGGAACCAAGAAUUAAGUGUUGCUGCGUCUGGUAACUGUCGUUUUCUUUAUUUUUAAAUCUUAAAUUUUAAUGUAAGAGAUUCUAGUUUAAAAAUUCUGACUUGAAUUUUGACUACAUUUACACAGCGGCUAAUAAUCCGGUUUAAUAAUUACAGUAUACUAACUGAU
Messenger RNA from Temnothorax curvispinosus, 1248 nucleotides. RefSeq lists its product as uncharacterized. Lineage: Eukaryota; Metazoa; Arthropoda; Insecta; Hymenoptera; Formicidae. The transcript has 4 exons. Gene Ontology annotation, cellular component: transcription regulator complex; nucleus. The record is from RefSeq and is a predicted model, not a curated record. Gene Ontology annotation, biological process: regulation of transcription by RNA polymerase II. Bases 391 to 1137 code for a protein of 248 amino acids.